Messenger RNA from Exophiala viscosa, 327 nucleotides. RefSeq names its product EKC/KEOPS complex, subunit Gon7. The record is from RefSeq and is a predicted model, not a curated record. The transcript has a single exon. Bases 1 to 327 code for a protein of 108 amino acids. Lineage: Eukaryota; Fungi; Ascomycota; Eurotiomycetes; Chaetothyriales; Herpotrichiellaceae.
AUGCCAGGCCUCAACGACUCCUCAGCGGUACUGAGGGCUGAGUAUCAGUCUCCGACGGGCUCUAAGGACUUUCAGCACGCGAUAUCUGCCCCGGCCUCUCAGGAUACGAAGCCUCUCGAUACACGGGCGAAGACGAAAUAUCUGUCCGAUCUUCGAGCCUCCAGCAGGAAAUUACAAGAGGAUAUCAACAAGUUCCUCACAGAGAAAAUGGAGGAAGAUAAGAAAGCUCAGGGCCAGGUCACCACGAAAGGCACGUCAAACCAGAAGGCGGAAGAGGAGCUCGAGGAAGAAACCUAUGGUGAAGAAGCUCCAGAGGACGAUUCUUGA